GAUAAAUUUUUGUGUAUUACUUGGAAAAUUGAAGAGUCCCUCUCGCUGGACAUGUGGACAUGGACAUUCCGAUGAGUGGUAAAUUGGCAAUUGUUGCUGCCACAGCCGGAACGUUUUUCGCCCUGGGAGCCUAUUAUCAGCACCAACAUGUGAUACGUAACAUCAAGAAGUUGGAGCAACGCAAUCCCCACGCCUAUUUUAUAAGGCGAAAGCUUUAUGCGCUGUUGGACAUAUUUUAUGUGCAGAUGGGAAAUGAGUUGUGCGAGCAGCAAGGUGGGGAGGUGGAAUCUCAUAGAAUGGGCGGGAUUAUGAAGUACGGAUUUCCAAGCAUGAAUGAGAUUAGCUUAAAUGAGACAUACAAUUUUGUAACCUCAUUUGAUCGCCGUAAUUCGGCCAUUCAAUGGAUGUGCGAACGUGUCGAACCCUCCAGUUAUACGAAUGCUCCUUUAAUUCUUCAAAAUCAACCCCUUUCGAUUCGUCCGCGACCAUUUGGAACACCUUCGGAAAUGAGCUUUCAGCAUUCGGAGGCGGCCCGUGUUUUCUUUAUGUCGAAUAUAAAACCAUUUUUGAAUCGUGGUUUCAAUUCGAAUGUCUGGGAGAGAUUGCUGCACUACAUCCACGACAUGACCCAGAUCUAUGGCGAUAUCUAUGUGUACACUGGAUCCAUUUAUCUACCCCGCGAAAUGAAGAGCAAUAAUUGGUAUUUGGAGUUUCAGCCGGAGGAUAAUGCCAUAAUUGCAGUGCCCACACAUUUCUUUAAGAUCGUCAUUAUCGAUCCGAAGCAAGCAAAUAGCACACCCUAUGCCGAGGCGUAUGUGGUGCCAAAUGCAUCGAUAAACGAUAACACCGAUCUGCGUACUCUGCUCAGCGAUGUGCGCGAUAUCGAAAAUGCAACGGGGCUCAAAUUCUUCGAGGGUCUCGAUCGUAAUUUUGUGAAUACCCAAGUCACUAACCAAGUUGUCGAGCCAGCUUUAACGCCAAUUACGGAUUAAUCCUAUAGAAAUGAAGGGUUGUCAAUGCAAUUUUUUUUAUGUUCGGAAAUUUUGCAGAAUUACUUUUCAAUUCAUGAUCACUUCCUUUCCAUUGUAUUUAAAUAUGAAUAUUAUCGCGUCUGUUUCUUAAGGUUUUCUCUGAAAAAAUUAUGCUAGUUUAUGCUGUAAUUUGAAAAUAAAUGGCCGACAAUUAUUUA
Molecule: messenger RNA, 1189 nt
Organism: Drosophila innubila
Lineage: Eukaryota; Metazoa; Arthropoda; Insecta; Diptera; Drosophilidae
Gene: Tengl1
Product: endonuclease G, mitochondrial
Exons: 2
Coding region: 60-992 (310 amino acids)
Biological process (GO): apoptotic DNA fragmentation
Cellular component (GO): nucleus; mitochondrial inner membrane
Molecular function (GO): single-stranded DNA endonuclease activity; RNA endonuclease activity; metal ion binding
Source: RefSeq, a predicted model, not a curated record